Oreochromis aureus is the source of this 4782-nucleotide messenger RNA. RefSeq names its product extended synaptotagmin-like protein 2b (gene esyt2b). The transcript is spliced from 22 exons. NCBI's taxonomy places the organism in Eukaryota, Metazoa, Chordata, Actinopteri, Cichliformes, Cichlidae. Gene Ontology annotation, molecular function: lipid binding. The coding region runs from base 677 to 3289 and encodes 870 amino acids. Gene Ontology annotation, biological process: lipid transport. The record is from RefSeq and is a predicted model, not a curated record.
GGCGAAAUAUCUUAAGUUUGGGGCUUCAAACGCGUAUAAUCGUUAGUUGUUUCGCCCUGUUAUGUCUAGUUGUAUGUGAGUUCAUAUUUCUAUCAAUAAAGACUAAGUAGCGAUUUAUCAGUGCUCAUCAUUUCGGGUUUAAGGGUAAUACUGUACUAACAAGCUAGCGAGGCACUAUUAAAUAUAAUUGUUUCAAAUACAGCCAAUGCAGGAUGCUAUUUAAAUAUUUACUUUUAAGAAUAUCUGUUUCACUGGACUUUGACGCUUUCUAAGUGAUAAUAAUGUAGUUGCCUCUAGUAAACACCAGAUGGCGAUGUCUUAGCUUUAUACAUAGCGCUAGAGACGCCGCUGGGAUCGCACACAACUGGAUGCCUGUGCGUUUUUGGAACUGGUCAUACCCACCCUGUGUGUGGGCAGAGUAAGUAGAGCUGUGGACUGGACUAUCUCAAGCAGACCUAUUUAAUCAGCGGAAUGUCUUCGCGAGCUGCUCUUCAGAGUGGAAACUAAGACGGUUAACGACAGCGGUUUCUCCCGGGGCGAUGGGCUGGUGUGCAGGUGAACCGACGUGAGAGCAGGAUCCCCGUAGGAAGACUUCUUUGGUCCGCUGGCACAUGGGAGCUGUGACAUUCCGCAUUUUGACAUUUUAAGGACACUCUCCUGAGGAGGCCACAGUGACAUGUCAAGAGACAGCAUGACAGAUGUACGAGGAAGCCAUUCACAAAACACUAGCCCAGCUUUACCCAAGGAGAACGGGCACACUGCGCCGAGUCCACCUCAAUCCAACUUUCCCCAUCCCUCAGAGACGACCAUACCCGACGAUACCCCGGCGUCAUCCACCAGCGAGCUGACCCAGACCUGGGUCCACUUUGCUAAGACAUUUGUGCUCAUUUUCCCCAUUUACGCACUUGGUUAUUUUGAGUUCAGUUUCAGCUGGCUGCUUAUUGGACUUGUGAUCUUUUUCUGGUGGAGGAGGAACACAGGAGGAAAGCAAAACCGACUGAGCCGAGCAAUAGCUUUCUUUGAGCAAGAGGAGCAAAGUGCCAAAUGUGCUCUCACCACCUCUGAUUUACCACCAUGGGUCCACUUCCCAGAUGUAGAGCGGGUGGAGUGGCUGAACAAGACUGUGAAACAGAUGUGGCCCUACAUCUGCCAGUUUGUGGAAAAACUGUUCCACGAUGUGAUCGAGCCGGCGGUGAAGGAGUCCAACGCCCACCUCAGCACCUUCUCCUUCGCCAAGUUCGACAUGGGAGACAAACCGCUGAGGAUCAACGGGGUCAAGGUUUACACGGAAAACGUGGAUAAGCGUCAGAUCAUUAUGGACCUGCAGAUCAGCUUUGUUGGCAACACUGAGAUCGAAGUAGACAUCAAACGCUACUACUGCAAAGCUGGCAUCAAGAGCAUCCAGAUCCACGGUGUGUUGAGAGUGGUGAUGGAGCCGUUGCUGGGUGAUAUACCUCUGGUCGGAGCUCUGUCUUUGUUCUUCCUGAAGAAGCCACUUGUGGACAUAAACUGGACCGGCCUCUCCAAUAUACUGGAUAUUCCUGGGCUCAAUGGCUUCUCUGACAGUCUGAUUCAAGACAUUAUCUACAGUUAUUUGGUAUUACCCAACCGAAUCACUAUCCCACUGGUCGGGACGGUGGAGCUGGCCAAGCUGCGCUUUCCAAUGCCAAAGGGAGUCCUAAGGAUUCACUUCCUGGAGGCUCAAGAUCUGGAAGGGAAGGAUACAUUUCUGGGUGGGUUGAUCAAAGGCAAGUCUGACCCCUAUGGUAUCCUGCAGAUCGGCAACCAGCUGUUUCAGAGCAAGACAAUUAAGGAAAGCCUUAAUCCCAAGUGGAACGAAGUGUACGAGGCACUGGUGUAUGAGCACUCAGGUCAGCAUCUUGAGAUUGAGCUAUUUGAUGAGGAUCCGGACCAGGAUGACUUCCUGGGGAGCCUCAUGAUUGACAUGACAGAGCUGCACAAAGAACAGAAAGUUGAUAUGUGGUUUGAUCUUGAAGAAGCAACUACUGGGAAACUCCACCUGAAACUGGAGUGGCUAUCGCUGCUCUCCACUUCUGAGAAAUUGGACCAGGUUCUGCAAAGCGUGCGCGCAGACAGAAGCCUUGCCAACGACGGACUGUCAUCAGCACUGCUGGUGGUCUACCUGGACUCGGCAAAGAACCUGCCAUCUGCUAAGAAGAAUACCAGCGACCCCAGCCCCUAUGUUCAUUUCAGAGUUGGACAUAAAACACUUGAGAGUAAGAUCCGGUACAAGACUAAGGAGCCCCUGUGGGAAGACUGUUUUUCAUUCCUGGUCCAUAACCCGAGGAGGCAGGAGCUCGAGGUGGAGGUAAAAGACGACAAGAGCAAAUGCACUCUGGGUAACUUGACGGUGCCUUUGAGUAGCCUGCUGGUGGAGAAGGACAUGACGCUGAAUCAGCGUUUUCCCCUCAAGAAUUCUGGGCCCAGCUCCACCGUCAAACUUAAGAUGGCUCUGAGGAUCCUGUCCUUGGAGAAGCAAGUGUCCCCAGACCAGCCUUCUUCAGUCCAGGUCAACAAGUCCGGCGUGCCACAGGCACCCCCAGCCUCGUCCCUGAGACCAUCAGCCUCAGAUUUGCCGCUGCCUCCGCCCACGCAUUCGCAUCCUAUAGAAGCUUCUACUCUCAACCUCAAGGACAGGGACGGCGAGCCGUACGGAGCCAGCCAUCGCUCCAGUACCACCAACCUGACCACCGCCAUGUCAAGCUCCCAGAAACACCUGCCGCACAACAAGUCCACAGCCAGCCUGGCAUCGGAUAUCUCCCUGCCUACUGCCACCGUGGAGCUUCAGCAAAGGCUUCAUCAGCUGCAGAACGGCUCGGCCCCCAGCCAGUACCCCCUGGGUGAGAUCCAGCUGACUGUUCGACACAGCUCCCAGAGGAAUAAACUCAUUGUGGUGGUGCACUCCUGCCGCAACUUGAUAGCCUUCACCAAAGACGGCUCGGACCCCUUCAUACGCCUCUAUUUGCUGCCUGACAAGAGUCGGACGGGGAGGAGGAAGACGAGCACAAUGAAGAGGACUCUUAAUCCUGUUUACGAUCAGACGUUUGAGUUUAGUGUAUCUAUUGUGGAGCUCCACAGGAGAACUCUGGAUGUUGCUGUGAAGAAUGGAGGGAGCAUCCUGUCCAAACACAAAGGGCUUCUGGGAAAGGUUCUGGUGGAUUUAAGUGGAGAUGACAUAGCAAAAGGAAUCACACAGUGGUAUGAUCUAAGUGAAGAUAGUUUGUCGUCUCAAGCCACAAAAAGUAUCCAAGACCCCGUCGUCACGUAGUGGCACCACCUCUCUGCUGUAACAUAGUUAUCUUGUUAACCUAAGGGCACAUCCUUCUGUUGUAUUCAUAUAUAAUUUCCAUUUAGUUAACAGGAAUAAUUUCAGCAUGUUUAGUUUUAUUUUUGUCAAAAUUUCCUGUUAAUCUUUCAUGACCCUGAUUGGAAGAUGUUGUAAAAUAUUUUAAUGUGUUCAAACACACUUACUGCCUUGUCUCUGUUUUCAGUGUUUUAAUGUAAAUAUAUAUAGUUAUAAGAAUUUGCAGGGGUUUUCAUGGCAUUAUACUUACCUUGGAGGGGUCGUGUUGAAAUCUGUCACGAUUCUUAUGACUUUGUAUCCGGUUUGUUAAAAUGUGAAGAAUUUUCAUUUGUUGUCUGAGAAAACUCUAACCAAAGGAAUUGAUGCACACAAAUGUAGGCUUAAGUAGCAGUCCUGAUUUGAGAUUUUGAUUUUCCUUUGUCACGCAGUGUUGAUUGAUCGCUUACCUCUCGUUAUAAAUGCUUGAUUAUGAACAUGGAAUGCUGAUAUGCAAAGAAUAAAACGACUGCUGUGCUGUGUAUAUUUUAGGAGAUUUGUGCAAUAGUGGUUGAUUCUGAAUGAGACUUGGGGACAUUUUAGGGCUAUGAGCAAGCUCUGUGCAUUAUGCAAAGGAUACUUGAAUAAGGGUUUGACUGUUUUCAAACCAAAUGUAAGUUGAAAAAACUGAAAAACAUGAAUAGUUUUCGCAUUUUAUGAGCAGGGCUGCCAGAGUCUGUGUGAAGAUCAUGCAUCUGUGUCAUGCUUGCGUAUGUUUUUGCCAUGCAGUUAUGAGUUUCAUGGGAGCUGUUAAAUACAUUUCUGGUUAUCUAUCCUGUGCCUUAAAAAAAACCCACACAAAUAUAAUUUACUUGCCUUCUUAUUGUUAUUAUUUUGGAUGGCUUUUGAUGAAUACAUGUUUUAUCUUGUGAAAGUUGGUGUGCAUUUUUUAUUACCCCAUUUUCAUUUGCUUCUGUGAUGUUCCCCAAAUUUUGCAACUUUGUUGUGUUUAAAGUUGUGUUUAAAUUUGGAAUAUGAAAAUCAAACGGAUGAUGUCUUGUAUUUUGGUCUCGUUUGAACAACAAGAUGUAUUUGCUAAGUUUCAGGUUGGCUGAAGCUCAGGAGGUGGAGCAGGUCAUAUGGGAAGGUUAACAAGGACCAGUGCAUUUAAUCUAAGCUGAUAUUUUUUUUAGAUUAGUAGUAGCAAUUUAAUACCAUAAUACAAAGGAGCUGGUAGCAAAACGAUGCCAAAUGGUACAUGAAUUCGCAGCAUUAAUCUUAAUUUUUACAAUCAACUAUAUAUUUACUUUUGACCUGUCGCUUUCUGCGUACCUAAAAAGCAAUUAAGGGAAUUUCCUAAAUGUUUUUUGGGGGGGUUUCUUAUCUUCAGUUGGCAUUGACGUGAUUUUUUUCGAGUUGUCCUUUUUCCGAUUAUUCUGAAAUCACUUGAAUGCAUAGUAAAUCUAGCAAAGACUGAAUAA